Chelmon rostratus (copperband butterflyfish) is the source of this 2580-nucleotide messenger RNA. RefSeq names its product BRMS1 like transcriptional repressor a (gene brms1la). Gene Ontology annotation, molecular function: histone deacetylase binding. The coding region runs from base 200 to 988 and encodes 262 amino acids. Gene Ontology annotation, cellular component: Sin3-type complex. Gene Ontology annotation, biological process: negative regulation of transcription by RNA polymerase II. The transcript is spliced from 9 exons. The record is from RefSeq and is a predicted model, not a curated record. Lineage: Eukaryota; Metazoa; Chordata; Actinopteri; Chaetodontiformes; Chaetodontidae.
GGUCGAAUGAGAUUUGUUUUUAGCUUAGCUGGGACACGAAUAAAAGUGUAACUAACCGAGAGAAAAAAUAAAAUUAAGCUUUUCUCUGAAAAAAUUCUUUGAACAUUCACACAAGCCUCCUGCACCUCCCCAUCUUGUAAAACUGGCAAAGGAGCCUGACAUUGUAUUACAAAUUUACACUACCACUUGACUUGCUGCCAUGCCGGUGCACCGUGACCGGGAGAAGAAGGAGAGCACAGCAGAGGAGAUGGAGGUGGAGGAGCAGGAGCAAGAGGCAUCCAGCUCAGAGGAGGAGGACUCUGACACCUCCUCUGUCUCCGAGGAUGGAGACAGCUCUGAAAUGGAUGAGGAGGACUGUGAGCGGAGGAGGACAGAGUGUCUGGACGAAAUGUCCAACCUGGAGAAACAGUUCACAGAUCUGAAGGACCAGCUGUAUCGUGAGCGUCUCAGUCAGGUGAACACCAAGCUGGGAGAGGUGGAGGCUGGCCGGGCAGCAGAAUAUCUGGAACCUCUGGCAGUACUGCUGGAGAAUAUGCAGGUCCGCACCAAGGUUGCAGGCAUCUACAGAGAGUUGUGUCUGGAGUCUGUGAAGAACAAGUAUGAGUGUGAGACCCAGGCAGCAUGCCAGCACUGGGAGAGUGAGAAGCUGCUGCUGUUUGACACAGUACAGAGUGAACUGGAGGAGAAAAUUAGAAGACUGGAAGAAGACAGACACAGCAUAGAUAUUACAUCAGAGCUGUGGAAUGAUGAGGUAUCAGGAAGGAAGAAGAGGAGAGAUGCUUUAAGUCCAGAUAAGAAAAGGAGGCGACCUUCAUUGGUGUCUGGCCCAUAUAUUGUUUACAUGCUGCCUGACUUGGACAUCCUGGAGGACUGGACAACUAUCAGAAAGGCCGUGGCCACGCUGGGUCCCCACAGAGGGAAGGCAGACGCUGACAGCUCCAUGUUCCCAUUCAGACCAGACAGAAACAGGUCCAUUCUCAACUGCUGAGGAGCACACACAUACCAAAACACACACAUACAGCAACACAUGAGAAGACGCACUCAAACACACGACGACCUCAAACACACGCUUGAUACAUGCAAACAUAUAUAUGACACACGUUUACUUCUGCAUGCACCAAAACACACACAGCUGAAGAGUUGUCCAGCUCUUCCCACAAUCCACUGCACUCCUCACCUAACAGUUACACCAGUUGGUAAGCUGCCUCUCAUGCCGACAGGUGCGCACAAUAAAGACUCACGGGUUUGUUUCCCUCUAAAGGACAAACAAGUGUAGAAGCAUCAUUUUCACUGACGCAUUACCAGUACCUCCAGCCAGAACUGGCCUUUGUUUUUGUCAGCACCAGUUUUGGUGUCUGUUCACUCAGUGGACAGGUGAGAGAGGGUUUCUCUAGUAAUGCACUACAAGAACAAUAAAGGCUGAUUUCUGCUGACGCCACUGAAACUCAGUCCAGUAUUCAUUACAUUUCAUUAAGUGUAACAAAUACAUAGUAAUUACUGUGUCCCACAUUUGUGAUGUUUUCAAAGGAAAGAACACUGAUGCAACAUUGAAGAAUAACUAGACCCAAAAACUUUUCUUGACUGAUGCCUUGAAAUUUUUUUAGUAGAAAAGAACGCGCCACAACAGAGAGCAUGUGGGUGACACACACCAGCAUUUUAUCAUAGUGUCUUUCAAAUAGAAGAAUGGAUCCAUCCACCUGGGUGUUGUCCAUGGACCACCCACACCUAAGUUUUUAAUUCUCCCAGAAUCGAGUAUUUGCUGCGGGUGCCGUUGUCUUUCCACUGUAAGGUAGUCUGACAGUGUUCUUGAAACUGAAUAUAUUUGGUGGGUUCACACAGCUAAAAAGAGUGUGAAUGUGAUCAUAAUCAAGCCUUGUGCUUGGCUUUGAUUGCAGCAGUGUCAGCAGACCUUCCAGCUGAACUGCUUUGUACAACCUAGAUUAAGACCUGAGUACCAAGAUUUGGUAAACACUGCUGUUUUUACAUGCUGUACCACUAGCAGGCGCCAUUAUCUGAUGUGGACACCAUUUAACAAGCACACCAUGAAACACAUGGAGAGGUUUCACAGUUGUUUGCAGCACUGUAUUGACCAGCAGGUUUAAAAUUGAGUUUUAUUUGGGGGUACUGGAGCCUUUGGAAUGUUUUCCUUCAUGGAGUACAGGAAGUCAGUCCUUGAUAAGCUCUCCUUCCUCAGGCUUCACAUCAUUGUGUGUAAUUGUAAACACUGAGAUGUCUAAUCUUAAAGCUGGACUGUUAUCAACAAAGCUUCCAAUGAUAUAUGAGGAAAUACUGAUUUAUAUAUGAACCCUGUUGAUUUGUGCCAUAUUUUACAUUUUUGUGCUUUUUUAUGUGGAUCUGUUAAACUUUUUGCAUAAGAAUAAUAAUUGCUUUUUGUUAUGGUGUUUUAAAAAGUUAGGUGCUGAUAGAAAGACAGUUUGUACAGAUUUUUUGUUGCCUGGGAAUAUUCUCAUUCAUCCAGGUCAUUGUAAGCUUUAGGGCAUUCAAUCUUUCGCAACGGGACCUCGUCAGUUUGUCUUCGAAGACGUUUCGCCUCUCAUCUGAGCAGGCUUCAUCAGUUCA